This is a messenger RNA of Dichotomopilus funicola, 510 nucleotides long. Its product is annotated as putative ubiquitin protein. The coding region runs from base 1 to 510 and encodes 169 amino acids. NCBI's taxonomy places the organism in Eukaryota, Fungi, Ascomycota, Sordariomycetes, Sordariales, Chaetomiaceae. The record is from RefSeq and is a predicted model, not a curated record. The transcript has 2 exons.
AUGCCUCCUGGAGCCCCAUCCGCCCUUCCUCGGAGCGCGAUGCGUCGUUUGCUCAAGGAGCUUGACACGUGGACCAAUACCGAAUCAAAAACCGAGCAGGGAAUUGAACGACUCGGCCCCGUGCGAGACGAGGAGCUGCUUACUUGGGAGGCGGUCAUCAAUGGGAGGGAGGUCGGGUGUGGGUACGACAACGGCCGCUGGCUCCUGCGCAUCACGAUCCCACCAACCUACCCUCUCCAACCCCCGACCAUCUCCUUUGCCACGCCGAUCGUGCACGCCAACGUUAGCCUCGAGUCGGGCGAGAUCUGCCUGGACCUGCUCAAGGACGCCUGGACGCCGGCCUACAGCGUGCUUGAGUGUGUGCGCGCCAUUCGGAUGCUGCUGUCGGCGCCCGGGAUCGAUUCACCGCUGAAUGUGGAUGUGGCUGCGCUGCUGAGGGAAGGGGAUGAUAUUGGAGCGCGGAGAUUGGUGGAAUUGUGGGUAGAGGAGGAGAGAUAUGAGGGGAAAUAA